AUGUCCAAUCAAUCAUAUUCCGGAUCAACUCUAUCGCAGAGCGACGACAACCUCUCUUCAAGCCUGGGCCGAUCAUGGAAUCCCGAAAUCGACCGCUCUCCAGCCCUCGAGCGUCCUCAAGACGACACAAGCCUGCUCGCGCAGAUCGUGCGUUCUCCCAUCAUCGAGAAGCUGGUCGACAUCUACUUCGAAUGCUGCCAUAAUCAGCCUUACUCAUUCUUUCACGAGAGUCGGCUUCGGCAGUGUCUGGCCCGACAAGAGGCCCCGGAACACUUACUCCUCGCCAUAGCUGCCACGGCACUGCGUUUCUCCGAGGACUUGAUCCCAGGACAUGAGAAGCACGAGGUUGCUGCCCAAGCGGCGACUUGUUCCUGGAGAAUCAUCGGGUCGGAGUAUCUGGCCAAGCAGAACACCGACAUUCGUGUGGCUCAGACGCUUGCUUUGCUUUCGAUAUUUGAUUACACUGCCGGUAAAGCCCGUCAAAGCUCGGCAUGGAUCAAGAUUGGAAUCGCCAUCCGACUGGCCCAAGACAUGAAACUGAUGAUCCAUCCGCCCACCGACCUCUCCUUCGAAGUGCAAGAGGAGCACCGCCGCGUCUUCUGGUCCCUGUUCCUCCUGGACCGACUUGCCUCGUGCGGUCGCGGGCGCCCAUGCACCAUUCUAGAAUCGUCAUGUCAGCUACAACUCCCGUGCGACGAAGACUCUUGGAACAACAACGAGUUCAAGUCGACGGCCGCCCUGAACCAAUUGCCCGAACGCCAUCUCCCUCCGCCGGCGGAACAGGCCCCGUAUGCACUCGUCCUGCUGAUGGCCAAUGUGCUCGGCCGCGCCACUCGCUGCAUGUUACAGCUGGCGGGAAACGAGACCGUGCCGCUCUGGGAUCACCGGUCUGAACUGGCCGCGACGCAGUCCGAUCUGAUCUACCUCGAGUCUUCAUUCUCGCUGCGUCAACCACUGCAUCAAAUUGUUCUGCAGCAUACCAAUACCAACACCAAUGUCAAUACCAACACAAAUAUCAUUACCACCCCCGACGGCCGCCUUAUCGACCAGUCAGCACUCGGACCUGUGGUGUUCUCCCAAACACUAUUCCACCUCUGCUACUGCAUUCUCUACCAUCCGUUCCUGCUCAAGAACAAGCUCCAGGACUGUCGCAGCCAGUACUUGACCAGCUUCCUGUCGCGCAACAUGGAGACGUCGUACGAGCAUGCGAAGCGGCUGAUUCUGCACCUCGAGGCUGCCGAAUUGGCUGGCUGCGGCGUGCGCUCCUCUUUCUGUAUCUAUGCUGCUGUCGUCGCUGGCAGUAUUCUCGCCUUGUACAUGGCUCCGGAAUCUAGGUCGGGGUCGGUGUCAGGGUCCCUGUCUGAUGACGAGGUGAGAAUCGGAUGCGAAGCAACUGCCCUCCAGCAGAAGAACCUCGCGUGUCUAGAAAAGCUGGCUCGGAACUGGAAUCAUGCACCCACGGCGCUCAUGCUCCUCCGAAGACUAGUGGAAAACUGUCACCGAUUCUCCUUCCUGACCCAGAUCACUGCAGACCACCCGCCACUGUCUGGAACCGAUGAAGAACUGAUGUGGCUACUCCUCGACUAUAGUACUUGGUCGAGCAUGUCGGCAGAUGACAUCGAUGUCUUUGGAGCAACUGACUUGCAUUCAAAUUCACAUUCCCAACCAGCCAGACCCUGGCCUGUUCCUGUUCCGGAGCAGAAUCAGAAUCAGAAUCAGAAUCAGAAUCAAAAUAUCUUGUGGGACGAUAUCUGUAGUCCGUAUCCGGGGUUGGGGUUUGAUUUUGAGGCCGUCACGGUCGGUGUUGGCGAUAUGGCUGGGUCUGCUUCCACCUCGUCCAUGGGGGGCAGGAAUGCACAGUUUGAUUGUGGUUUGAUGCCGAGUGUUUAG
Messenger RNA from Capronia coronata CBS 617.96, 1890 nucleotides. RefSeq lists its product as uncharacterized. The transcript has 3 exons. Gene Ontology annotation, molecular function: DNA binding; zinc ion binding. Gene Ontology annotation, biological process: DNA-templated transcription. NCBI's taxonomy places the organism in Eukaryota, Fungi, Ascomycota, Eurotiomycetes, Chaetothyriales, Herpotrichiellaceae. Gene Ontology annotation, cellular component: nucleus. The record is from RefSeq and is a predicted model, not a curated record. Bases 1 to 1890 code for a protein of 629 amino acids.